Molecule: messenger RNA, 930 nt
Organism: Papaver somniferum (opium poppy)
Lineage: Eukaryota; Viridiplantae; Streptophyta; Magnoliopsida; Ranunculales; Papaveraceae
Exons: 2
Coding region: 1-930 (309 amino acids)
Source: RefSeq, a predicted model, not a curated record
AUGGGAGGUCGGUCACCUGCUCCGAGAACACUUAAGGAUCUCACUUCUCCAAACCUUGAUCAGCAGCCUCUAUGUAUUCAGCUGAAUGAAACCAUUGAGUUGAAGCCGCAAUUGAUUCACUUGCUGCCCAAAUUCAGAGGCUUAGCGGGAGAAGAUCCUAAUAGUCACUUGCAACAAUUUCAUCAUGUUGUGACUAGUUUGAAGCAAGCAACUGCAGAUGCGGAUAUGACUAUGAUGACAUUGUUUCCUUUCUCCUUUAUAGAUGUUGCAGGAGAAUGGUUCUUUUGCUUACCUCCUGGGAGUAUAACCAUAUGGAAUGGGAUGAAGAAGUUAUUCCUUGAGAAGUAUUUUCCGGCAUCAAAAGCAGCAGUGAUUCGAAAGGAGAUUUGUGGUAUUAUGCAAGGGUUGCUUUCUAAUGAGAAAAAUUUGAUUAAUGCCGCAAGUGGUGGUGCACUCACCAACAAGACUAUUUUGGAAGCUACAAGCUUGUUAGAGAACAUGGCCGCAAACACGCAACAAUUCUUCACUAGAGAUGAACCAACGGUGAGGAAGGUGAAUGAAGUUGGCAAUUCUUCACAUUUGGAACAUCGGAUGGGUAACAUGGAGAAGAUGAUGCAUCAAAUAGCAGCACCUGUCAUACCAUCAUCAGACAACGAAGAUGUUGAGCAGGCAAAGGCUAUGUACCAAAAUCAACAAAGGCCAAGAUAUGAUCUGUAUUCCAGCACAUACAAUCCCGGUUGGCGAGAUCAUCCCAAUUUCAACUACGCCAAUAAGCAAGCUGCAGUCUCUAAUCCUCCUUUCAAUCAACAAGGUGGGUACCAAUUCUUGCAAAGGCCACGUCAAGAAACUCAAGGCACGAGUAUAGAUGACAAGUUGAAUCUUAUUCUCAUCACACUGGCGCAAGACAAGCAAAAGUCAGGAUGGAUAUGA